GAUGAGGUGAUUACUGUCAUCAAUUUUCUUUGUGUCAACCUAAGUUUUUUCUAAAUUUUUGUUGUUAUCUUGGCUGCUUUUUGAAUAGAAAAUUCUUGUGAUGGGAAAAAGCUGCGACGUCUCUAAACAAAGAAAAUGCUUGAUGAAAACUCUGAAGAAACUCUCCGAGAAAUUGCAAUGUAGCCCCCCUUGCCACGUGAAGCCAUAUCCUUGUACACCAUGUUGUCCGAUGGGGGCGUUCUUACCAUGUGGUCCUCCAAAAUGCAAGUGUUUUCUGAUGAAAAAUUGCUGUCAGAAAGCCUCUUGUUGUAGCACAAGUUCUUGUGGUCCGUUUCCAGACAGUUGCACUUCUAUCUGCUGUCCCUCGUCAACUAGGUGUAUUUCAAAAUGUUCAUGUUGCAAUCCGUGUUGCCUAUGUACCACAUCAAAGUAUUGUAGGUCAUCCAAAUGUUGUAAACCUAAACGUUGUGGAUGUAGCUGUGGUUGCAAGCCAUGUUUUCCUCUGUGUUACCCAUGUCCCAAAAUGUGUAAAUAUACAUGUUGCCACCCUUGCUGUUGUUGUCGUCGAAAAUGCAUUCAGUAUUCGCCAACUUGUUGUAGGAAGACGUGCAAGAAAAGUCCAGUAGGAAACUUAUGCUUUGGUUGCAAUACUAUUUGUAUACCUCGAUGCUCUUCUGAUAGCUGUUUAGUGACCAGAAAUCGUGGCAAAGCCCUGAGUUGCUCUAAAUCGGUCGAAUUACGCGGGGGGAAACUAUACAGAGGAUGCGAUUGUGACAAGAAGAAUGGGCUUCAAGAUCGCUGCUUGCGAUAUUGCUGCAUAAACAACCCAAAAUGCAGGACACAACCGGCCUCUUGUCACUGCAGCAAAUUUUCGUGCGGGAAACAUUUAAGCGUGAGGUACGGGAAGAAGAAAACCAUCACUUACACUUGUUGUAUGUGUGGACCACCUAUGUACCCUUGCAUGCCGUGCUAUCAAACCAUACCAUGUCAAUGCCGUUGUCGAUGUUCGUGUUGCUGUCGGAACAAAUGCGAAAACGAUUGUCAGUGUUGUCCUAUAACAUGUGAGGCCGCUUGCUGUUGUCAACCCUGUCCUGAACCAUGCGUCCCAUCACCUGAGCCAUGUCUACCUUGCCCAGAACCUUGUUCACUUGAGCCAUGCUGUCCUUCGGUGCCUUGCCCUGAGCCAUGCUGUCCCGCAGUGCCCUGUCCUGAGCCCUGCGAGCCUUGUCCACCUUGUUAUGAGACAAAUUCACCUUCACCACCCAAAUGUGUUUGUCCCUACGAAGACAAUUGUACUUGUGAUGGUGACACCCAAACAUAUGGCAACAACGAUGGUUGUUACAUUGAAUAUUCGCCUCCACAGUGUAGAGCAUGUCAAACUCAUUAUUAAAGAUCGAAUCAUCUCGAAAUGAUUGUAGUAUUGACCUGGGGAAGUCCGUGCCCACCCUUGUCCUUAUAGUUUGUUUCUUUAUGGAAUGCGAAUUUAUUGAAAUGAUAGUUUUCGAUACACAAUGUACUUCUGCUUAAACUAA
Coccinella septempunctata (seven-spotted ladybird) is the source of this 1532-nucleotide messenger RNA. RefSeq names its product keratin-associated protein 9-1-like. Bases 101 to 1390 code for a protein of 429 amino acids. The transcript has a single exon. Lineage: Eukaryota; Metazoa; Arthropoda; Insecta; Coleoptera; Coccinellidae. The record is from RefSeq and is a predicted model, not a curated record.